UGAGUAAUCAUGACUGUCCCAAAAUGGGUUCUUUUGUACUAAGAUUACAAAAAAGACAACUUCCCACGGGCAAUAGACCAGGGAUUAGUCGAAUGUGUCAUGCUUUAAAUUUGAUUGUAGAUUAAAUAUAGUCUGCGCCUAGUGACCUUUAGAUUUAAACAUAUACUCGGUAUGUAAACAACAAUGGCGGAACACAACGGUGUCGGACGUUGGAUUUUGUGUUGUUUAUGGAUAUGUUCAACGCCAGUUUUUUCUUCUACUUUUUACUUUGUAAAAGACCGCAAAAUAUACACUGAAGCGGAGAAAUACUGUCGUCGAGGAACUAUCUACCAGGGGGAGCUCGCUGAGCUCUCAUCCAAUCAAGACUGGGAUUGUAUUCCUCCCGACGUCUGGUUCUGGACCGACACAAAAGAAUGCAAGUUAAAUAUCUUUAAUAAUUUGAACUGUAGAAAUUUUUCAAUCUGGACAAGAAUACUAGGAUUAAAAACCAGACCUUUUCUGUGCAAGACAGAUGCAGAUCUGAUAAGAGAUGAUUCACCAGAAUAUGGAGGUUACGGGUCGGAUUACUUCUUUGAUGAGGAAGUAUCAAUUUGUACCAGCCCUCUGGUACCCGUGGAAACAACCCCUAUUUUUAGAAGCACACCGGUCCCUGAAGGAUCCACGGUUGCAUUCAAUACGACAAAGAAUGAACAAUCUGAACCCGACCAUGGUUGGAUAGCUGGUGUUGUGGUGGGCAUUUUCAUAUCCAUCAUAGCUGUUGUAUGCGCAGUUCUUAUAUUUAUGAAAAGGCGGAAUCCAACAAAAAAGAAAGAAGAUGCAGAAAUAAACAUGGAUAACACACAAACAAAUGAACGAAGUGAACGCCUGACUUCACGAAUCGGUACCGCCUUACAAAGAUGUAGGCAGAAACUUCAGACUAAGUCUCAGAAGUCUCAACCGGAAAUGUACGAGGCGCCUGUUGUCGUCAGGGAAGAACGAGAGUAUGACCAACUCUCGAGACCCAUGAUUCCGUCAGCAGAACUAGUUUACGCGGAACCCACGUUGUCGUCUGCUGCAGGGAUAGAACAGGAUGAGCUAGGGUAUCUCGUUUCUCAGGGAAGUGAAACCAAGGAAUACAUGUACAUUGAGACGGUAGACAGUGUGGAUGGCUCCCAGUCCUCUCAUGAGGGUCUGGACUGCGGGAACCCCGUGUACGAAGUCAUGACGGAUAAAAGAGAGAUUAUAGCUGGUAACUGUGAUAAACAAAGUCAAGACCCGCAGAAAAAACAAGAGACAAGUAGUGCUUCUGGUGUUCAACCGGUGAAGGUUAGAACCCAUGAGUAUCAAAAUUCGCCAGUGAUAGGGAAACUGCUGAAGGAACAGCAGGAAAAAUCAGUUCAAGAGACUUCAGAAUCCGCAGUAUCCAACGGUGCUUACGACGUGAAGUUCUCAACUCCAUCCCAGAAUGCAUCAGCUGUCAAAAAGGAUGAUGGUGGUUCACAAACAGCUUCUUCAAAGACUGAUUCGUCACCUGCUUCAACCAAGAAAAAUGUGAAAGGCAGCAAUAUCAGAAACAUUAUUUUAAAACUUCAAGGAGCUUCUGAUGCCUAGCAAUACCUGUGAUAAAAUAUUACCUGUCAGUAUAUGAAAUUAAUAUACACUUUACACUGCCAAAGUAGGGCAUCCUCUCGAGUAUUAAAUCCAAUAUUUGUUAUAUCUUAUUGUUUUACAUUAUGCAGUACUUCGAUAUGAAUGAAAAUUUAUUGAGUUCUUUGUAAAUUAUCUUUAUUAUUGAAUGCAUCUACAUGUAAAUUUCCCUGACGAAAGGCUUUUACAAAACCAGAGAGGACUUGGAUAGUCCAUACCUCAGGAUGUCCAAUCCAAUUAUGUAAUCUUACUUUACAUAAUAAAAUAUUGAUUAAAUUAAUUAAAUGACAAAACCAGUAAGGAAAUUACCCAGGGCAGAGAUCUGGGUAAAGUGUUUACAUCUAGGUGCAUGUACCAAGGACUUUCGACGAGAAUUGUACAUGUACGCCUCUAUCACGAGUCAAAGCAAUUUCUACAAACUCUAAAUGAUAAAAGUAAUUAUUGCCAAAAAACUCAUGGUAGACAAAAAAUUGUUACAGUACUACGUGUUAUGACUUUUGAUUACUUUUCCUUAAUU
This is a messenger RNA of Saccostrea cuccullata (small rock oyster), 2143 nucleotides long. RefSeq lists its product as uncharacterized. The record is from RefSeq and is a predicted model, not a curated record. Bases 184 to 1590 code for a protein of 468 amino acids. The transcript has 6 exons. Lineage: Eukaryota; Metazoa; Mollusca; Bivalvia; Ostreida; Ostreidae.